AUUGACAAGCGUGUCUCGGGUGGUAUUGCUGUUUGCCGCACUGUCUGCCCUAUGGGAAUGGGUGAACGGGAAGCCGUUUUAAAUGGUUGUUAAGCACUUCAUAUGUGUGUGUGAUAAUAAUAAAAAGAAUAUCUGUUUUGCGGCUAAUUAGUUAAUAAAAAAGUUUAUCUCAUUGCCAAAAAUAAUGAGUGCCUUCGUUGAAAAUACAGUCUCUGAGAUCCAGUGAUUCAUAAGGACAGACGGACAUGGCGAGAUCGACUCGGCUGUUGACGCUGAUCAAGAAUACAUAUAAAUACUUUAUAGGGUCGGAGAUGCCUCGUUCUACCUGUUACAUACAUUUCCUGCCGGCACAAAGUUAUAGGGUAGAAACCCUAUGGGUAGCGGCUAUAAAAACGUAUUUGUACCGAACUGUUUAUACCGUAGUUGUCAUAAAAAUAUACUUAUUUGAAACAUCAAGAUGCUAGCCACAAAAUUACCCCAAAAAAGCUUUUGGUCAAUGAGCUAAGCGUCUAUUUAAAAUUUAAGCAUGAUAACGAUUUGGAAUUAUAUUACCUGCAUUUCUGAUACUCCCAAGGUCCCGUUAUCGGCAUACGACAUCUACAGGCUGUGCUGCUCUUCCUGGCCAUUUGCGUCAAUUAUAUAGCCCGGCUAAAUGUGAGUAUCGCUGUUGUGGCCAUGACGGAUGCGGAGACAACCAAUUCGGAUUUUCCAGUAUACGACUGGACAGAGGCCGAGCGGUCCUACAUCCUGUCCAGCUUCUCUUGGGGCUAUAUUUUGACUCAGUUUCCAGCCGGAUUUCUGGUGCGAAUGUUUGGCGCCAAAGCUGUGUUAUUCAUUCCCACCUUGGCCUCGGCAGUGUUGAGCGCACUGACACCUUACUUCAUCAGCUGGGGCGGCUGGGUUGCGUUCAGUGUGCUUCGCAUCGUUAUGGGACUCUUCCAGGGCCUCAUAUUUCCCUGCAUACACGAGCAUUUGGCCAAAUGGUCGCCACCCAAGGAUCGCAAUCGUUUGGGUGUUAUCGCCUAUUCAGGUGCCGAUUGUGGCUCAGUGCUGGCGAUGGGCAUUAGCGGACUCAUUGCGGACAGUUCGAUGGGCUGGCCGGGCAUAUCGUAUGUCUCGGCGGGAUUGUGUCUCAUCUGGUGUGUACUUUGGCUGGUGUUUGGCUCCAACAAUGCGCCUAGCUCGUGGAUGGUCGGUGAAAGUGAACGUGAUUACAUUGAGCGUUCGAUGAAGCGAGAGGAUGGAUUCCAUGUACAGAAAAUACCGAUACCCUGGCGUGCAAUGUGGACAUCGGCGCCGUUCUAUGCAUUGCUCAUUGUGCGCAGCGCUCAGGGAUGCGCCUUCUCGACAAUGCAGCUGCAGACGCCAGCGUAUAUGCACGGGGUUCUGGAGAUGGACAUCAAGAGCAAUGCCUUGUUCUCGGCUUUGCCGUUUUUGGCCAUGUGGUGCAUGUCGUAUGUUUAUCUGGCCAUUGCGGAUGUGAUCAUGUCCCGUAAGUGGUUGUCGUUGACUACGAUGCGUAAGUCCAUCAACACGGUGGCGUAUUGGGGUCCGGCUGCGGCGCUGAUUGGCAUCGGGUUUUUGGACAAGUCGCAGACGGAAUUGGCCAUUGCUCUGAUGACCAUUAAUGCUGGCUUAAAUGCGGGCUCGAGCAUUGGCAGCCUUUUGACCAUCAUCGAUAUGAGCCCCAAUCAUUCGGGCAUAGUUAUGGCCAUUGUGAAUGGAUUUGGAAAUAUUAUUAACCUGCCAAACCCUUUGUUGGUGGGCGUCAUUGUUACGGAACCCAGCUCUCGAAGUCAGUGGCAAAUUGUAUUUGGCAUGACGGCCUUUGUCUUCAUCGUUGGCAAUCUAGUGUAUCUCAUUUGGGGCACCACGGACCAACAGCCUUGGGAUGCUGUGGACUUCUUGAAGCCGCUUCCCGACGCCGAACUGAAUCAAGAUGCAGUCUCUGACAAAAAACCAGAAGCAGGGCAUAAAGUGUUAGAGAAAACCAUGUGAAGCUCAAUUCAGCUUGGCGUCAAGUGCUUCGAACUCCACAUAAAACAAAUAAUUAAGAAUGCAAAUAAGUUUUUGGAUUUGUUUAUAAGCCAACAAGUUAUUCGAGUUUGUGGGAAUCCAUUUUUAAUUCUGGGACAAACGAGAAUUUUAUUAACCUCAGCCAAAUCGCAGAAACGAAACUGUUAACUAGAUUACUAAGUAUAGGGUAACUUCUAGUCGAUGCUCAAUUAGUAUUUACCCGAAUUGUUAAUUUGAUUAU
Drosophila nasuta is the source of this 2257-nucleotide messenger RNA. RefSeq names its product putative inorganic phosphate cotransporter. Gene Ontology annotation, molecular function: transmembrane transporter activity. The record is from RefSeq and is a predicted model, not a curated record. NCBI's taxonomy places the organism in Eukaryota, Metazoa, Arthropoda, Insecta, Diptera, Drosophilidae. The transcript has 4 exons. Gene Ontology annotation, cellular component: membrane. Gene Ontology annotation, biological process: monoatomic anion transport; transmembrane transport. Bases 676 to 1998 code for a protein of 440 amino acids.